Molecule: messenger RNA, 1109 nt
Organism: Erigeron canadensis
Lineage: Eukaryota; Viridiplantae; Streptophyta; Magnoliopsida; Asterales; Asteraceae
Product: PHD finger protein ALFIN-LIKE 4-like
Exons: 5
Coding region: 192-959 (255 amino acids)
Biological process (GO): regulation of DNA-templated transcription
Cellular component (GO): nucleus
Molecular function (GO): transcription cis-regulatory region binding; transcription coregulator activity; histone binding
Source: RefSeq, a predicted model, not a curated record
AUUCUCUAUUUCUCACUCUCCGAAUAAAACCCCAACAUAUACAUACACAUUCAUACAAAUACACUCCUUACUACUACUACUUCUACUCAAUUUCUAUAAUUCUUCAAUUUCUUCUACAUUCAUCUGUAUUUAUAUUUCUUCUGUAUCUAUAUUUAUUUAUUUAUUCGUAAUAAAAAAAUAAAUAAAAAUCAAUGGAUGGUGGGGGUCAGUAUAAUCCUCGAACAGUUGAAGAAGUAUUUAGGGAUUUCAAGGGCCGCCGUGCCGGAAUGAUUAAAGCUCUUACUACCGAGGUUGAAGAAUUUUACCAGCAGUGUGAUCCUGAAAAGGAGAACCUGUGUUUGUAUGGUUUUCCUAGUGAGAUAUGGGAGGUCAAUUUACCCGCUGAAGAGGUGCCACCAGAACUCCCAGAACCGGCACUGGGUAUUAACUUUGCUAGAGAUGGGAUGCAAGAUAAGGACUGGCUAUCUUUGGUUGCUGUCCAUAGUGAUGCUUGGUUGCUAUCUGUUGCCUUCUAUUUUGGUGCAAGAUUUGGAUUUGAUAAAGCUGACAGGAAGCGAUUGUUCACCAUGAUAAAUGAGCUCCCGACAAUAUUUGAGGUUGUAAAUGGCACUGCAAAAAAAAGCCAGAAGGCUAAUCACAGUAGUACCAAAUCGAAGUCAAACUCGAAAGGGCGGGAACAAGAUUCUCAGGGGAGAUACUCAAAGCAGCAGCCACCACCGCCACCAGCAAUUAAAGAUGAUGAUGAAGAGGGGUUGGAUGAUGAAGAUGACGACGAGCAUGGGGAAACCUUGUGUGGGGCAUGUGGUGAGAAUUACGCAUCGGAUGAGUUCUGGAUAUGUUGUGACCUCUGCGAGAAGUGGUUCCAUGGCAAGUGUGUGAAGAUCACCCCAGCCAGAGCUGAACACAUCAAGCAGUACAAGUGCCCAUCAUGCAGCAGCAACAAAAGAGCUCGCCCUUGAUGUUGCAGCUUUAUCUUAACUGUGUACUCUGAGACUCUCUAACCUGUUUGGUAGAAAUUCUAGUGUUGUUAGCCCUGUGGUUAGCGGACCUUAAUUUCUGUGUAAUUUGGUCGGUAAUGUUGGCAGAUAUUUUAUUUAAUUUUUAGACUA